ACAUACAAACUGGAAGGGAAAUGUUGCCAAGGAGGAUCUGAAAUAGAUGUGGUGUUUGAGCAUGAAGCAGCUCUGUCACUUAUUCGUAAGUCACCGUCAGAUUAUCUGUUUCUAAAGAAGGACCAAAUCAUAGAAAUGAUCGCAAAGAACUGUAACAAAAAAUUUGCGGCGGAAUUGAACGUCGCAUGGAGAAAAGUGGGAGACAGUGAUUCAGACAUGCAACCAAAAGUGACAGUGCUCACCCUGUGGGACCGAUCAGCAUUCGAGAAAUGAUGAUGUCCUUCGAAGCUUGCCAUUUUGAUAUCGUGCAAACCACAAAGGCACGAAACUUCUGAAAACAUUUUGUUCUGCCAAGCUUGAAAUCUUCAGUCUCCGUCAUGAAACUUUUAUUAAUUUAGUAGAUAUAUCGUGGAAAACUUGGAAACACUCCUGACUACAUUUAUGUUUAUUCUCCAAACCCAGUCAGUCUUUUGCAUAAUGACCCCAGUUUUUAUGUUUAUGACAACAUUUAUGUCUAUAUUUAGGACAUAAACGAUUAUGGUUAGAGAUUAUAUUCAUCACAUUGAAAUUAUGACAGAAUUAGUAUCCCGCGGCGGAGCGCGGGCUGAAUCCUAGUUUUCUUAUUAAUAACAAACCUCCCAACAGAGUGAGCCAGACAAAUUCAUUCAUUACCCUCUUUUUUCCCACUUUGCUUCCUCCUCUGUUUUCUGGUUUGGCCGUUUCUACUCUCAGCUUGAAUUUUAAGUAACAGGGUUGCUUGAGCUUUUCUAACUCUCUUGCCUUCUUCAUUUUAAUUUGUGAAUCAACUCUCUUUUUUCCCGAAGCUGGAGUUAUGAGCGGCAAAAAAAAGACAGGAAAGAGAGAUCGGUAAUUGGUGGGUUUGUUUGGCUUGGCGGGAUGCAUGGAUGGGGAUUUUAAUGUUGGUUUUUAAUGUUUUCCAGAAUCUAAUCAAUUAAUUAGAGAGUAUAAUAACCGUCCAACGGCGUUGAAAAACGGAAGUAGAAAGUGGCAACACGAAAUGUCAUGAGACUGUGUGUCUAUGACUCCUCUCUCACAUUUAUAACGUUCUCUUCUUCCCCGACACUACUCUCUCUUUUUCAAAACAGUACCACCUCCCUCCCUCCCUCUCUCUCUCUCUCUCUCUCUCUCUCUCUCUCUCUCCUCUUCUUUCUUCAUGAGUAAACCCUACUGACAAAACAAGAAAAGAAAGCUAGUUCUUGUUCUUAUCCUCCUUCUCACUAACAAGGAUUGUCCAAAAACAAGAAACAGAGGAAGAACACAAGAAGCAGCACCGCCAUUUGAUGACUUUCUUUUGCUGAACUUGAUAUUGGUCCGCCUUCUUCUUUUUGGUGGUGAAAAAGUUGUCUGCUUUUAGCCUCUUUGUGGGUUUGUUUCAGACUUUCUUCACUGAUCCUGUAUCUUCUUCAUCCCUGUGACAAUGCUGCUUACUCAUGGGUGAUUCUUGGGUAGUGGGAACCAAUCCUCUUUCAAAUGGGUAGAAAAGCAAGCAAGUUUCAGUCUUUCUCUUGUUAGAGCUAGCUGCUACCUGAUUUGCCUCUUGUGGGUUUUCUGUACAAGUACAACCAGUUGCUGAUCUCUGAGAGUUUGUUUGGUUGUUUAGAUUUUUGUGCAUUUCCUUUCAUUGAGAUCUUCUCGGACUUUUCCCCUCUGCUUUGACCAUCUUUGACUCCUGCAAGACUCGAAGACUUUGAUUUUGAAAAUAAGAAAGAAAGAAGUGGGAAGGGAAAGGAAGAGAAAGAAAGAAAAAGAAAGUGGUCCCUUUGCGCUGUGGAAGAUGGAUCUGUUCAAAGUGAGGAAGUUUAGAAGAGCCCACAAGCCAGAGCCGGAGAAGGAAUCAGAAGGCAAGCCUGUUCCUAGCCCUGAAGAGCCAAAGAAAGACAUCAAUGGUGGCGGUGGUGGUGGUGGUGAGGAUUUGAGUAAAACCAACAACAAAUCGGUGGAUGUGGUAGCAGAAGCCGAGGAUGACGAGGACGAUGACUUCAUAACCAAUGAGGUGAAGAGAAGGUUAAAAGAAUUGAGGAGGAACAGCUUUAUGGUGUUGAUCCCUGAAGAAGAGUCUUUAGCUGAACAAGAAGAAGAAGAAGAAGAAGAUGACGGUGGUGGAGAAGCAGGGGAGGCAAUCUGUGGGGAAUGGAGGGAUGUUGAAGCUGAAGGACGGCAAUGGUGGGGUGGGUUUGAUGUUGUUUAUGAUAAGUACUGCGACAGAAUGCUCUUCUUUGACCGAUUGAGCCUUCUCCAGCUCAAUGAAAAUGGCUGCUGCCAUAUGCCAACUACUCCAUCUCCAAAAUCAUCGUCGAAGAAGUUACCAUCUCCCUUCCGUUGCCUGUCAUUGAAGAAAUUCGACGACCAUGAAGAUGAAACAGAGCAUCUACAGCAGCCACAGAACGACCCGUACCAAGAUCUCGAAACUGCAUAUGUAGGUCAGAUGUGCCUGACUUGGGAGGCACUUCAUUGUUUGGUAGCAAACCAUACAAACAGACAAGCUUCCAUGGACAUUGUUUGGUACGCCUCGCCCUGCAGCUAAGGGAGGAUGUCAAGGCUGGUGUCUAUGUGGAGAAUCUCUCAGAGGUUGAAGUACAUACGACAUAAUAAAGCUUUUAACAAAGGUAUUUUUUUAUCAUUCUAACAUUUGAUGGUUUAUGAGUGGAUUUGUAUGUACUGGUUUCCACUAAUGUAUCAUUUGUUGGAUGUAGGCUCCUUGAAUAGGAAAGUGACCGCAACAAAUAUGAACAGAGAGAGCAGUCGAUCGCACAACGUGUUUACUUGUGUAAUUGAGAGAAGAUGGGAAAAGGAUUCCACAACUAACCUAAGUUUUGCACGGUUAAACUUGGUUGAUUUGGCAGGUUCUGAAAGGUAAGGAGAGGGGAACUUGAUGUGAUUAAAUUAUUAUCAGCUUUGUUACCGUCCCUUGUGCAUUUUGACGAACCAUAGGGGUAUUGCUAUAUGCUUUGCAGACAGAAAAGCUCAUGUUCUGAGGGUGAAAGUUUAAAAGAAGCUGCAAGCAUCAACAGAUCAUUGUCAAUAUUAGGGUAUUAUAGUGAUUAGCAAUCUUUGCAUCCAGUUGUGUUAUAUUUUAUGGUUCAAUCUGCGAGCUUUUAUGUUAUUAAUUUGUGGUUCUGCUCAUAUGUUUGAUACUUUAAUUUUCAGUCGUGUGAUAAUGAAUCUAGUAGAUGUGGCAAAUGGAAAACAGUCAAACAGAGGCAUGUUCCUUAUAGAGACUCAAGGUUGACAUACCUUCUACAGGUUGACCUUGAAUCCAUCUGCCUUUCUUGAGCAAUAUUGUGUUUGCAGUGAUGUGAUGUAAUUCUUGAAACUUAUGCAGGACUCGCUUGGUGGAAACUAAAAAACAAUGAUCAUUGCUAAUGUCAGUCCAUCUAUUAGGUUGUAUUCUUUGAUCAUUUUAUUCUGAUUCGAUAUCUUAAUUGCCUCUGUAAUUUGGAGUAAUUUUCUUUUGUUUUACCCCAAUCCUCUCUUUGUUGCAGCUGCGCUAUGGAGACACUGCUCUAAAGUUUGCUGAAGGAGCUAGACUUAUCCGGAACAAUGUAAGGUUCUUGAGUAAUCUGUCAUUUCUCUCUUAUUUGAGGUGGUGGGUUAGUAUUUUGCUAUAGCAUGGUGAAUAUCUGCAGCCACUGUUGAAGAACACAACUGAUGACCUGGAGCAAAGAAAAUCUGUAGCCACUGUUGACAAUGCUGAUGUCAAAUGCAAAAAGGUCUGAAUAGCUUUUAGUGAAUUGUUUGCUUAUCAUAUCUCAGUGAACUAGGCUAGUUUAUAUACAUACAUACCAAGUGACACAUGACAGAAGAUGUUCAUAUAUAUGUUUUCUUCUCUGACCAUAUUUAUAUAUAAUAAAGCCACUAUCUUAGUCCUUAGACUAUUCUCAGUAAGAUAUUCCGGAUUCUUUUUGUUCAUCCUUGAUUUUGCAGGAUUCGAUUGAGAUCGAUCUUGCUGCAAUAGAAGAAAUAUUUCAUCUGCAGCUGGAAUUGGAGAUAAUGAAGUUAAUUAUUGCAG
Molecule: messenger RNA, 4030 nt
Organism: Linum trigynum
Lineage: Eukaryota; Viridiplantae; Streptophyta; Magnoliopsida; Malpighiales; Linaceae
Source: the annotation of a GenBank genome assembly